This is a messenger RNA of Triticum dicoccoides, 2979 nucleotides long. RefSeq lists its product as uncharacterized. Lineage: Eukaryota; Viridiplantae; Streptophyta; Magnoliopsida; Poales; Poaceae. Gene Ontology annotation, cellular component: membrane. Bases 262 to 2796 code for a protein of 844 amino acids. The transcript has 2 exons. The record is from RefSeq and is a predicted model, not a curated record.
CUCAAGGCGUCUAGCUUCUUCGUGCUCCAGUUCCAGUUCCACCGUCAAAUAUGGCCCAGCAAGAGAUCAAACAAGUAGCAGCAUCCCAGACCCACAAUCCAGGGGAGCCAGAUAAGCCGCCCGGGGCUGGGGGCAACAAGCAGCCUCCUUCAAUGGAGUACCAGCUGAAGGAGUACCUUCUGCUGCUGGCCACCCUGGUGGCGACAGUGACGUACGCGGCGGGGCUCAACCUGCCGGGGGGAGUCUGGCAGGAGGACACGCAUGGCGGACCACACAUCGCAGGUAAACACGACGUUCGCGACUUCGUGUAAAUCUUUUCUUGAUAUGCUUACUUUAUAUAUCCGGGCUCUUGCGGCAUCACUACUUGUAGGUGACCCCAUCCUCCCUGACACGCACUACCGCCGGUACUUGGCCUUCUACUACUGCAACGCAACGGCGUUUAUUGCGUCGCUUGUGGCGUGCCUCCUUCUCGUCUUCCUUGAUGAGAAGACGAAGUGGGCCACCCUCCUACGGGCGGUCAUGGUGCUCGACCUGUUCGGCCUCAUGGGGGCCUACGCCGCCGGGAGCUGCCGGGACAAGUUCACCACCAUCUACUCCUCGCUGCUGGUCUCGGCCGUCUUUGCCUACAUCACGCGCAUCUUCGUCAUCUACGCCUUCCGGCGGAUGCAGGUGAGGGUGCUGACCAAGAGAACGCAAGGCAAGGGUGACCCCAAGAAGCAACAUGAACAGCAAGACAAGGAGGAGGUGCAGGCCGGUGACCUGGAGAAGCAAAACAAGGAGAAGGAGCACGAUGCCAACAGGCGCGCCGAGGAGCACGAUGUACUGAUGCUUCUAGCGACCUUCGUCGUCGCCAUCACGUAUGUGGCCGGGCUGGGCCCGCCCGGCGGGUUCUGGGGCAGCACCCAGGACGGACACCACGUGAGCGACCCGGUCAUGCAGGAGCACUACUCCGCCCGGUACCAGGCCUUCUUCGUGUGCAACACCACCGCCUUCGUCGCUUCCCUCCUCAUCAUCGUACUGCUCAUGAACAAGGAGCUCAGCGAGGCUAUGACCGAAGCCAACAAGGCUAUCACCAGAGCCAACAAGGCUUUCUCUGGAGAGAUCUUCUCUAAAAGUUUCAUCGCGCUCUACGGGUUCAUCGCCCUGGCACUCACCGGACUCGUGGGGGCCUAUGCUGCAGGAAGCUGCAGGGAGCCUGAUGCUACCAUCUAUGUGGUUUGCCUGGCUGGCGCGGUUCUUGCAUACAUAUUUCUACAGGUGGCUAUUCCUAGAGCCAUGGGGAAGGAGUAUUGCGUCUAUAAUCCUUCAGGAUGGCUCAUGAAAAUAUAUGGCAUGUUGAACAGCAGGGACAGUGGUGCGCAACAAGAUGACAAAUUAUUGGAAAAGAAUCGCUCUCUUGUCAUGUUGCUUGCUACUCUCGUGGUGAGCAUCACUUACUCAGCAGGACUGGAUCCACCUGGCGGCCUCUGGCCAGAUGACCGGGAUGGGCACAAGGGCGGCGACCCGGUACUCCUCACAACCCAUCCCACUCGGUACAAGGUGUUCUUCUAUAGCAACUCAGCCGCCUUCGUGACAUCCUUGGUGGUCAUCAUAAUGGUCCGGUGUCAAUUUCUACUCCGGCGCCAUAUAUUGCAUGCAGCCAUGAUACUGGAUUUGUUUGGCCUCAUCACUGCAUACUCCGCAGGGAGCGGCAGAGAUUUAGCCACAUCCAUAUAUGUUGUCGCCCUGGCAGGUGCCGUCCUUGUGUAUGUGGUGAUUCAUAUAGUGUUCUUCACACUAGAAGAUAACAUCGAUCACCAAGACGCCGAUAAGUUGGAUAAGAGGCGUGACAUGCUGCUGCUGCUUGCCAUCUUGGCUGCAACACUGACUUACCAAGCUGGGCUCACCCCACCAGGUGGCUUCUGGUCAGCCGAUGACAAGUUUGGUCAUCAUGCGGGGUUCCCGGUCUUCCUUGAUAACUACCCACGCCGUUACAGUGCAUUCUUCUACUGCAAUGCAGCAAGCUUCAUGGCAUCUGUGACUCUCAUAGUUCUUCUGGUGAACCCCACCCUAUACAAGCCGGGCAUAAGGUGUUACGCACUCUAUGUGUGCACGGUGGUGGGCAUGUUUGGCCUCAUGGGUGCCUAUGCUGCUGGAAGCUCCCGCCAUCUGCGAACCUCCAUCUAUGUGUUCAUUUUAGUUGCUGCAGUGCUUGCAUUCUUGACCAUCCAGGUGGUCAUAAGUUAUAAAGGGAGGCCCACGUCUGCUCCAGUAAAAGUGUCCUCUGGGCAAGAAGGCAGCACCAGUGAGUCUUCCGGGAAAGUGGACACUGCCAGCCACACAGACACAGGAACAGAAGUAAAGAACCUUCGUGAGUACUUGAUGCCGAUAGGAGUCUUGGCUGCGAGUGUAACAUACCAGACUGGCCUGAAACCACCAGGUGGCCUCUGGCAGGACAACAACAACGGGCAUACUGCAGGCAACUCAAUCCUACAUGACACCGACAGAGGCCGGUACCGUGCUUUCUUCUAUAGCAACUCCACUUCGUUCAUGGCUUCUAUUGUCGUCAUUGUGUUGCUACUUCCAUGGAAAGGCCUCAACUUGCCACUGGGGCGAAUGUAUGCAGCCAUUUUGCUAGACAUGCUAGGCCUUCUUGUGGCCUAUGCAGCUGGCAGCACCAGGGAAUGGGAGACGUCCAGCCUUGUCAUCGCUCUCGUCGUUCCUGUGCUGGCCUACAUUGCAGCCUAUGCAGCAAUGUUGUUGUUCCCCAACAAGUGCCCAUGUGGCAACAGCCAGACCAACAGAGAUUCCGCAUGAAGCACCAAACGAUGAAGAAAAAGUUCGGGCGUGAAAUGAUUUUUUAUCUUCUUUCCAGGUUUAUUCAACUGCAAAUAAUGUGUGUGUGUGUGUUUCAGGAUAUACAGUUUUUUAUUCACAUGUACUUUCCAUAUGAUAUAUAUAUACCAAGUUCUUGUGUACAACUAUUGAGUAUUGACAUGU